ACAACAAAUGGCAUUUCUCAGCUUAUUUUUUUAAAACUGGUAAAUCAUGUGAAACUUGAAAACCAAAUACUUCUCUGGCUUGUUCCAGGAAGUUAAAAUCUGAAAACAAUCUCAGGAAGAUAAAAUGAACACCUGUAUUUUGAACCCCGGGGAUUGUUUUGUAGAGAGAAUGCUCUUUCUUGUGUGGCUAUGGUCAUGUUUGACAGUCAGCAACGCAGGUUCUCACUCACUGAUGGUAUUUGCAACAUACACAAUUGGGCAAACACCAUUUCCUGAGUUCAGUGUUGUGCUGAUGUUGGAUGAUCUGCAAAUAGGAUAUUAUGACUCAAACACAUGGAGUGUUCUUAAUCGCAGUCAGAGUUUUUCAAAGUACCAAGAUGAAGAGAAAAGUAAUGCUGGUCUUAUAUUUCAUGCUAUGUACAACAGCAUGAAAGGACGAGCAUUUUAUCUUAAGGAUCACCUAAAUCACACAGAUGGUGUACAUGUUCAUCAGAGACUUGCUGGAUGUGCAUUGCUGAACGAUGAUAAACCAGGUGUAGUCCUGUCAAUGGAUGCUUAUGAUGGACAAAAUAUGGAGGAGUUCAGCUUUGACAUGGAAAAAAAUGAUAUCCAGAUGAAAAAGCCAUGGAUGAUAACAUGGAACGAAAUACAAUGGCUUAGUGUGAAACUUCUGUAUGGAAAGAUUUGUCAUCCUGUUUGUAUUAAAACUUUGAGGAGGUACUUGGGCAUGAAAAAGAACAAUGUGAUGAGAAAAGUGAAACCCAGAGUCAGACUCAUGAGGAAAACACUCACAGACUCUCAAGGGCUUCGGAUCAGCUGUCUGGCCACUGGUUUUUACCCCCGUCACAUUAACCUGACUCUGUUCAGAGAUGAUCAGCCUGUGGAUGAUGAUCAGAUCACAGGAGGAGAGAUUCUUCCCAACGGAGAUGGAACUUACCAGAUGAGGAAGAGUUUGGUGAUCAGUGCAGAAGAACUACGUGAACAUAAUUACAACUGUACAAUGAAGCACCUCAAUCUGGACAACAAACUGGACAUUAUAUUUGAUACAGAUAAAUAUGACCCAGGAUCCUUCAGUCUGUCUGUAGUUAUCAGUGUGCUGGUGUUACUGUGUGUGGCUGUUCUCAUCAUACCUGCUCUCAUUAAAUGGAGGAGGAAGAGACGUGCUGCUGGACAAGGCUCUGAGACUUCACAGAGUAAAUACUCCCCUACUCCAUCUUCAACACAUGAUGAAAACUGACUGUGCAUCAAAUCAAGGACAAUACAUGCAAAACUUAGCAUUUGCUGAGUGGAUGUCAUUUGGAAAUGAUGAUUUGUAAAUUAUGAAAAUGACCAUCAAAUGAUGAAAUGAGGAAUAUAACACAGGUAACAGAUGUAUGUAUGAAUGAAUGAGGCAUUUAUAUAGCUUUUUCAUAUGUACUAUACACCCAAAGUGCUUUACAAUCAUUGGUUAAAUGCUUUGGUUGAAUGUAUAACAGUUUGCAACAUAAAAAAUGAUGUGACAUUAAAACAAAAUAUUGUUAAAGAACUAUAUCACUUUAUUAGAGUUGAUUUUUCUUGCUGGUCAAAAGGAGAUUUGUGUUUUAUAUAUUUUUUUUCCAACCUGUUCUGACUUGCAAGGCAUCCAGGAAGAAAAAUUUGCAAUGUGACCAAUUACAUUCAAUGAGAAACCUUUCCCAUAAAUAGACUAUGGUGGCCGAGAGAGCUCAACACGCUGCAAAUGAAGAAAACACAUGCAAAUAGAAAAAACUGCCAGCAAAUAUAGAAAACAUCUUCAUCAUCAGUUUGACAACACAUACACUGCAAAAGUUGCACAACACAUGCAAAUACAGAAACACGCUGCAAAUAGCACAUACCAGGCCCGGCGAUCUCAAGCUCCCCUCUGCGAUGAUUUGAAUGAUGAUGAUGAUGAUUAGGCAACUUUUAGAAUUAAAUUAGAAUUAAAUAUUUUAAUUUGCCCCACAAUAAUUGAUGCGCUGUAAUAAGAUUAGCUAACUCCUCAUUUAAAAAAUAAAAAAAAAACUAUGUAUAGGCCGCAAGAGAAAUAUUAAGGAACAAAUUAAGGUUAAAUAGUGUUAUCAGAACAUGAACAAGUACAAGAACAAGUAGAGCUCUCAUCACUGAGUUUUUAGUUACACUUUCUGCAGUGAAUAAAUGACUGGGAUGUGAGACAAAAUCAUAUAAAUUAUUAAAAAAUAUAUUAAUUUAUUAAUAAAAAUUUUUUUACGCAAAAUAAUACCCCCCAAAUAAUUUGGAGCCGGGACUGGCACAGACCACAACGAAAAUGUUAUAGCCUAAGGGAACACCAACAAGUGACGAACCUGGGUGGGACCGCUUAUUGUUCAAUGUUUACUCUUCAGAGGUGUGCACCUGAAAGGUGAGUUUUGUUUAUCUUAACAUCCUGAUCGUAUGUGCAUUGUGAGCAGGCCUAUUUGCAGUGCGUUUCUGUAUUUGGUUAUGUCGUGAACUUUUGUAGCGUGUUUCUGUAUUUGCAUGUGUUGUGAACUUUUGCAGUGCGUUUUUGUUUUUGCAUGUGUUGUCAAAUUGAUGAAGACGUUUUCUUUAUUUGCUGGUGUUUUUUUCUAUUUGCAUGUUUUCUUCAUUUGUUGAUCUCUCUCGGCCACCGUAAAUUAAGCCUAAAACUGAAAUUCCCACACAUACUGUACAUUCAAAAAUUGCUGCUUGAACAAGCGUUAUGUCAGAUGUGUGACAUGCCAAAGUUCAGUUUUAUCUUUUGAAUGGCUGAAUUCAGAAUAGCAUACUAGCAUUCUAUGCUUAGUGUAAGGCAUUGCAGAAAUAAUAAUAGUAAUAAUAAUAGAAAUAAUAAAUCUUUCAUGCCCUUUCUAGCACAUAUUGUAAAGCUUCAGAAGAUACUUUUGUAGUACUUUUUUGUCAUUCUUUUUUGAAUAAAUUAUUGAGUGUACUUUU
Molecule: messenger RNA, 2925 nt
Organism: Megalobrama amblycephala (Wuchang bream)
Lineage: Eukaryota; Metazoa; Chordata; Actinopteri; Cypriniformes; Xenocyprididae
Product: major histocompatibility complex class I-related gene protein-like
Exons: 7
Coding region: 125-1237 (370 amino acids)
Biological process (GO): immune response
Cellular component (GO): external side of plasma membrane
Source: RefSeq, a predicted model, not a curated record